Molecule: messenger RNA, 708 nt
Organism: Aspergillus steynii IBT 23096
Lineage: Eukaryota; Fungi; Ascomycota; Eurotiomycetes; Eurotiales; Aspergillaceae
Exons: 1
Coding region: 167-658 (163 amino acids)
Source: RefSeq, a predicted model, not a curated record
CGUAGAGCUCGGAAGUACCGCCGAAGAUGGUACAAAUCCGAUUGCGAGCUCACUCAGGAGAAAAAACUAGAAACCAAAAAGGCAGCAAAAAUUGCACGAAAAGAAUCUUCAAGAAGGUAGGAAAAGUGGGUCCUGAUCAUGUAAAGGAAGUAGAUCCCGGAUUGCAAUGGAAUCCUGCUGCUCUGCUUGCUGCUUGAGAAUGGGGGAAAGGAGAGAAAAACAAGUCGCUGUGAAUAGCGAACCUAUCUAUUGUUCGAUCCAUAAGCCACAGGGUCAAAUAGUACACAUAACAUUCAAUCCCGACCAGCCGUUGACUCAUGCCAUGCUGCUAUCCGGCAUCCCGGGUACCUGUACCCGGGAAGCACCCGGGAUCAGCGUCGAUCCCCCUGUAUCACACAAUAGACAUAAGGCCACAAUAGACAUUGAAACCACACCCAACACACAAUUGCAAUGCAGUCAGUCCAUGAGUCACGCCACAAAUCACGCAUCGCCUCAUCUAGAUCCACGAUCCGCAGGCACGCCUUGUCGACGACAAAACCACGCAACUAGAGGGUGCGAUGCAGCCAUUCGGGGCCCGAGCCGAGGCCGGCGUCUCCACCCGCCAAAACUCUGCAGCGCAACUCGGGUCCUGCUCCCGAGCUGCUUCUCGCCCUUAUAAAUAAAGGCCAGGAGGGAUGUGGUGAUGCAGAUACAGAACUGAAUAACUUC